AUGGAGGAGCCCCCGGCGGCGGAGGAGGAGUGGCAAGGGGCGACCCAGAAGAGGAAGGCCUGGGCCAAGAGCCGGGACUCCUGGCAGGCGUCGGAAGCGGAGGAUUUCUCGGCAGCGGCGCUGGCCCGCGGCGAGGAGGAAGAGGAGGAAGAAGAGGAGGAGGAGGAGGAG
Molecule: messenger RNA, 171 nt
Organism: Nipponia nippon (crested ibis)
Lineage: Eukaryota; Metazoa; Chordata; Aves; Pelecaniformes; Threskiornithidae
Source: RefSeq, a predicted model, not a curated record